This is a messenger RNA of Paraglomus brasilianum, 1287 nucleotides long. The record is from the annotation of a GenBank genome assembly. Lineage: Eukaryota; Fungi; Glomeromycota; Glomeromycetes; Paraglomerales; Paraglomeraceae.
AUGGCGAAAGAUUGGAGAAAUUAUGGGGCAGUUCCUAUAGAGACACAAGCACAAAUAGAAGAUGGCCGGCCGUUGACCCAGCAUGAAGAAAAGGGAUCGAAUGUGAUAGCUUAUAUGCAUAUUGUAUGUGUUGUAGCUGGAUCAGGAACGUUAGGAAUGUCGUAUGCUAUUUCUCAAGGCGGAUGGGUCUCUGUGAGUUUGUUGAUAUUGGCGGGAAUAAUGUCUACUUACUCAAACAACAAGUUGAUAGAGAGUUUAUAUUAUAACAGUCAAUCUCGUCGAAGUUCCCUGAGCAAUAUUGCUCAAGAUGCAUUCGGUAAAGCCGGCACUUGUUUCGUCAGCUUCCUCUAUGUCGUCAUCCAAACCGGAUGUCCGAUUCUAUACCUCAUUCUAUCCGGUGAUAACCUCAAAACUCUGUUGUCAAAGAUUGGAAUAGACUUGAGUGUUAAUCUGUUGAUUUUGAUUUGUGGAGUUACGAUGUGUGUGCCGUUUGUGUUUACCAAGAACCUGAAGGAAGGGGCUUGGUUGAGUUUCUUUGGCACUCUCUCAACAGCGUUUGUAGUCUUUGUCGUAUGCAUAGUAUCAUUGAUAGACUACCCUAAUAACCGUUCCAACGGACAUGACCUCGUCAACAUACGUAAUAUCCCUCUUGCCAUGGCCACGUUUAAUUUUGGGUACGGUGGUAAUGUGGUAUAUCCACACAUCGAAGCAGGCAUGCGCACACCAGCUUCUUGGCCGAGAGUAAAUGCUCUUGCCAUGAUGACCGUGACUGCGUUCUACCUCCUAAUAGGCAUACCAGGUUACCUCACCUAUGGGCACUUUACCGUCUCUCCCAUCUACAAUAACCUUCCGGCAGGCUUUUCAGUAACACUCUCAAUUGCCAUGAUCACAAUCCAUGUACUGCUUGCGCUACCUAUUUACUUGACAUCCUUUGCUUUGGACAUUGAGAAAUUUUUGAAAAUUGACAAAUCGAUAAUUGGAGCCAGGAACGAGUUUGUGUAUAGAGUGUUCUUAAGAGUGCUCUUGAUGAGCUUUAUAAUCUGGGUUGCAGUGUCGGUGCCGUUUUUUGCUGAUUGGAUGUCGUUUUUGGGAGCGAUGGCUAACGGGAUGUUGAUUAUAGUCAUUCCAGUGUUGAUAUGGGUGAAGCUUGUAGGGUGGAAACAAGUGAAAGCUGGGGAAAGAAUGUGGAUUGUAGCAAGUAUGGGAAUUAGUAUUGUUGGUGCUUGUGUUGGCACAUGGGAUGCUGUUGGAGUGUUGUGGAGAGAUAUUGCGAACGGGUCAAACUAG